AAUGUCAGUUUUACGUCAAUUUUGUCUUGUUGUUUAUUUUUUUAAACCAAAACAAGCCGUCAGUAAAUUUUUCUGAUUUAUUUUAUGGAUAUUGUUAUAUUCCCAGGCUUUAAGUAGCUUAAGCUUUGUAUUUUAAGUUGUUAGUAAUUUAAAGUUAAAAUGUCACAACGUAGAACUAAUCGAAGCAGUCAGCUUAGCCAAAACAACUCAUUGGUUGAAGGGAAUAUAGAAGACACUGUAAAUGAUCUUGUUCGGUAUAUUAUUUAUAAAGGUGGAGAACAUACAGUCUUCAGUAAAUCUGAUUUGAUGAAGAACGUUAUACACAAAACCAGUCGAUAUGAAGACAUUAUUACCCGAACGAACGAAAUACUAAAUUCUGUCUAUGGAUAUAAUAUGGUAAUAUGUGACACAAUAAAAGGGAAAGAAAAAUCUUACAUUAUUACAAAUACUUUAUCACACAUAAAGAACACUAAUGAAGAAGAUAUUCCAGAUGAUGUUAAUAGAAUAUUGAUUUUGUUAAUUCUAGCCCACAUAUUUAUGUCUAAUAAUUCAGUUUCAGAUGUUUCACUAUAUAGUUUUCUGAAUUCUCUUGGAAUUGAUGUGGAAGUUGAUCAUCCAAUAUUUGGUAAAGUAAAAGAUUAUAUUACAAAAAUAUUAUUAAAGAAACAAUACCUGCAAUCGGAACUCGAUAUCAAAUCAAGGAGACAAACAUUUAAGUGGGGUGCUAGAGCAGAAAAAGAAGUUUCAAAGAUGGCUGUUUUAGAAUUUGUUUGUCAGAUAUACAAAGAUAGGCUGCCAAAAGACUGGUCCAAUCAAUACGAGAUUUCUAGGAAUCAAUCUCUUCCAAGUCAAACAGAAAAUGAAAUUGUUGAAACUCAAAUUCUGGACGAUUGAAUAUGUUAAUGUCAAGGCAAAUAUAAAUAAAUAUUUUAUUAUGCAACA
Molecule: messenger RNA, 942 nt
Organism: Sitophilus oryzae (rice weevil)
Lineage: Eukaryota; Metazoa; Arthropoda; Insecta; Coleoptera; Curculionidae
Product: melanoma-associated antigen B10-like
Exons: 4
Coding region: 160-894 (244 amino acids)
Cellular component (GO): nucleus
Source: RefSeq, a predicted model, not a curated record